Psilocybe cubensis is the source of this 783-nucleotide messenger RNA. RefSeq lists its product as uncharacterized. The transcript has 3 exons. NCBI's taxonomy places the organism in Eukaryota, Fungi, Basidiomycota, Agaricomycetes, Agaricales, Agrocybaceae. The record is from RefSeq and is a predicted model, not a curated record. The coding region runs from base 1 to 783 and encodes 260 amino acids.
AUGGAAGGCAUACUUCGUUUCUUCCAGCGUCCUCCACCAGCAAUACCACCUGUGAAAAUAGAACUCAAUCUCAAUAGUACCUCGAACAUUAAUGCAAGGCUAGAGUAUGGGCCACACGACCACAAAAUUGAGCCGGAAGAGAACAACAAAUCUUCAUUUGGAGCUACUUCUCGACACAUCGGUCCAGAACCUUGGACGACGCCUCGCCACAUCCCCGAUAAUACCGACAACAACAAUCGUAACCCUACUAAUGCCAAUGCGACGGCCACCGUGAGCUACAAUCUGCCGGUAUGUAGCACCUCCGGCCAGCCCUCAAGAUUCACAUUUGAUUUCAACCUUAAUGCGUCGCCUACUCGUGUUGGGGUUCGUGGACCACGAGGAAACCACCAAAUUACUUCAAUGUACAUGCUUAAGGCAGUGCUAACGGAUGCCCACAACUGGUCUGAUGACGACGUUGAAGAUUUCUUGGCGUUCAUCCGGAAGGAGGCUAGGAGGACGCUCGACAUGACCCUGCCCUAUCGCUCCCAAGACGAGGAGGCUAUUGAUCGUGUGUGCGAAACUGCAAUUAAGGAGGAGCACUGGCCUACCCUGUCAGAGUACGAAGACUGUUGGCCCGUACGCACCGCUCUUAAGCUGAUCCUUAAGUAUCGGUCCACCUACUUGGCCCAGCGCCGCAAUUUGGCGAUGGAGAGACCCUCUGACCCUGCAUCAUGCGGCUGUUCACGGGAUACGGGAGAGAAUGCGCCAGAGGCCCUUCCUCAGGAACAGGAGAUGGAAACGUGA